Molecule: messenger RNA, 3469 nt
Organism: Cuculus canorus (common cuckoo)
Lineage: Eukaryota; Metazoa; Chordata; Aves; Cuculiformes; Cuculidae
Gene: CD14
Product: CD14 molecule
Exons: 2
Coding region: 277-1689 (470 amino acids)
Biological process (GO): toll-like receptor 4 signaling pathway; positive regulation of type I interferon production; positive regulation of non-canonical NF-kappaB signal transduction
Cellular component (GO): lipopolysaccharide receptor complex; external side of plasma membrane; membrane raft
Molecular function (GO): lipopolysaccharide binding; protein binding
Source: RefSeq, a predicted model, not a curated record
GGCGGUUGCUGCAUGGCAAUGUUGCUUCUCGUGUCAGAGCCAGCCCCAUCCUGCCAAGGAAGUCACGCAGCAGGAGCAUGGGCUGUGCCCGAGAGUCUGCUUCUGGUUGUCCAACAGCCUUGAGCGCGUGGAUCUAAACACCGGCAGGACAAGGCUGUGGAAGCACCAACGGCAGCUGGAAAAUACCUGCGGGUGUUUUAGGCCCCAUCCGGCAGGAGGGUCAGGCAUGGGAAAGAGGUGAGCGCUUGCGUAGCCGGUGGCACCUCAGCCCUGGCUAUGGCAGCGGCUGGAGGAAGCAGCUGUGGGACAAGGAAACAUUUUGGUGUGAGCUGGUGGGUCACCGUGAGCGUGGCUGUUCUCCUCCUGGGGCUGCUGGAGGCAGAAGGCCAGUGUUUCCUCAAUCGCACCAAGGAGCACUGUGUGUGCUACAACCUCUCCCAGGAAAGCAUGAGGAGCAUCAUCCAGUGCCUCCCAGCCUGUGUCGUGGAGUUCCAGGGAGGAGACCUAGAGAGAUAUAUCCUCCUCCCCAUCAGUGACCCAGACCCCUCCAUCAUUGAGAUGCUGAACUCCCUUCUUGUCAGGAAAAUAAUUUUUGGUGAUCUCUUGGUGCCUGAGAUUCUCCUUGCCCGGGUCUUGAGGUUCUUGUCCUACACCAAGGUGGAGGAGUUGGUAAUUGAGAACUGCAUUUUCGAGGGGAGAGGCAACUGGGAUGAAAUGAUUGGCCAGCACUUGCCCGUGUUGUCCCUGAGCUUCCACAACGUAACCUCGGUGCCACUGAUGGGUCGCCAGCGGGACUUGUCUCACCUGAGCGUCUGGCUGGGGACCCUGCAGGACCUGGCCAUCACUGGCUCCCACGUCACCAGCCUGCCCUGUGCUGUCGGGAGGGUGUUCAGGGCUCUGCGGUCCCUAGACAUGGCACAAAACAGCCUUGAGGAUGAGAGCUUGAUGCCUGCCUUCUGCGAGGGAGCUUUCCCUCGGCUCAGGCUGCUGAGUCUGCGUCGCAACAACCUGACGUCCUACCACAACGUCUGCAAAAGCCUGCGGCUGCUGCCGGAGCUCCAGCACCUGGAUCUCAGCCAGAACAAGCUCCUGGCAGACCCAUCCUCCUCCUGCCAGUGGCCAGCGUCCCUCCAGAUUUUUAACUUGUCCGACACCAGCUUGGUAGAAGUCCUCACACCUCUGCCUCCCAGUCUAGAAGUGCUGGACAUGAGCUGCAACCACCUCCACACUGUAGACAUCUCCCUCAGCUCCCUGAGGAGGCUCUUCCUGAGCCAGAACGCACUGCGGGCUGCCCCCUCCAUCCAGAAUUACCCGAUGUUGGACACUCUCCAUCUAGACAACAACUCGAUUACAGAGCUGCUGUGGGAUGAGGUGAAGCUCCUGGAGCGCCUGCGGGAUGUGACUGUGGCCAGCAACCCCUUCAACUGCUCGUGCUCAGGGGCCGGGGCACUGCAGGCGCUGGCGGCCAGGGGGCACCUGGGGCAGGGCUGGCCCCAAGUCUACACGUGUGUAUCCCCGCCGCGCUACCAGGGUUGGACGGUGCAGGAGGUGCCAGUCUUGGCUCUGCGCUGUAACCGUGCUGCUGUCAUUGCCCCCCUCUGCAUUGCCCUUCUCCUGCUCGGAGUGGCUGGGGUCCUCUGCUUGGUCAGAUCUAGGCCUGGGCUCGUGCGGCACUGCCACAGGGCAUGAAGGCAAUGUGUGACCACUCCCACCAGUGCUUCCCACUGGGGCUCUGUGGGCAGAUUCACGGGACCCCCAAGUGCUGGUGAGGGGCUCUUGGGGUGGCUUUGCCCAUCCAAGUUUUGGGGAAACCCCUGAGCAAAGCCCCUCACUAUGCUCUCUCCCUAUGCCCAAUGUCACCCGUUGCCCCUGUGGUAUCAUCUGACCCCAACAAAAGAAGUUCAGCUCCAUCCUAUUUACACUGGCACUCGGAUGCCCCAACCCUCACUGCGAUCUGGUGGCACAGACCCCUGACCUCAUAUCCCUGUGCUCCCAGCGCAACCAUCCCAGCAGUCAGCACAUAUUCUCCACCGCUUCUCACCUGGGGCUGCGGGUUGGCCAUGGCUGGGAGGAUUUUGUUUUGUGUCUGCUGCCAUUUGGCACCAGAGAAAAACCACAACAGACAGAAACAUGAACAAAUUAAGCCCCCCAUACCCACCUGCUAACGAGCAGGAGGGAACAGAUGGCAAUCCGGGCCCCACCACUCAGGAUGCUGGUGGAUGAACCCUUAAAGUGAGACCUGAAGAGGUGCAACCAGGAACUUUUUGACUGAUAGGAAGAAAAAAGGGUUGUUCUGGGGUAUUCAGGAAAUGUCUCGUAGGAAAGAGAAAAUUGAUUCUGGGAUGAUGAGAGAUGGGGGAUAUUCAAAGCUUGCUGGGGAAUGCUGAUGGGAAAGGUCAAAGGGAGGGUGGGGAGGAACAGGUGUGGGGAAAUGGGGAUGGAGAAGGGGGAGCUGGUUGUAAGCUGGCAGCACUUGUCUGGCCAAGCCCUGCACUUUGUCUCCAUGGUUCCCACUGCCUUCCUGUUCAAAUCUAUUCCUGGGUGUUUUCUGUGACACUGACUUUGUUUUGUUUGUGCUUGUGUGCGUGGGACCUGUGAGCCAAGGCAGGCUGGACUGGACAGAUGAAUGGAAACCAGAGCAUGGUGGAGCUGGUGAGCACCUAAACAGGGCCCAGGGUCUGGCUGAGGAACUGUGAUGGGCUGGGAGUCUGUUGGAGGGGUCAAGGGUGCGGUUUGGUAUUGUGCCACCAGCCCACAUCAGCCUGGGCAGCUGGAGGGUGAGAUGGGGCUGUGCUGCCCCAUGUGUUGGCAGAUGUGUGAGCACCAGGUGUCUGUGUUUGCAUCUCAGGGAUCAGCCCUGCACCUCGCUACAGGCAUGACCUGGGAACAGAAUCAUAGAAUGGUUUCAGUUGGAAGGGACCUUAAAGAUCAUCUAAUUCCAACCCCCCCACCAUGGGCAGGGACACGUCCCACUGGGUCAUGUUGCUCAAAGCCCCGUCCAACCUGGCCUUGAACACCUCCAGGGAUGGUGCAUCCACCACUGCUCUGGGCAGCUGCUGUCUAGUGGAUGAGGAUGGAGAAAUCCCUGUGUCCCCGAACCCUGGUAUUUGCUUUCCCUUAGCAAAACCCACAUCAGGCAUGAUCUCCCCCCUUGCUCUGCUCCUGUUGGAGCCCUGGGUGCAGGUAGUUCUGUUUGCAAUGACAGUUUCUGGCUAGCAUGGCCUAUCCCUUCUGCGUGGAGAUAUUUGGGCAGUCAGGAGCUCAGGGAUGAAAGGCCAGCACUGUAACCUCAUUCCACAGGGAAAUGGUGGCAGACAGAGGGACAUGGGUUCAUCUCCUUGUUGUGCCUAGUCCUAUCCAAACACAUGGGGCAGGGUCUGACCUGGGACCUCUCUCCUGUCUCCUGAUCUGCAUUUGCCCAUGGAUCCUCAGCUUCAGCAUUUCCUUUUGUGCUUUCUUGGGAUGACUC